Messenger RNA from Geodia barretti, 1512 nucleotides. The record is from the annotation of a GenBank genome assembly. NCBI's taxonomy places the organism in Eukaryota, Metazoa, Porifera, Demospongiae, Tetractinellida, Geodiidae.
AUGCCAGAAGUUCCCAUCGUAGUCGUCGGCGGAGGUCCGGCCGGUUCGUGCGUCAGCACCCUCCUGGCGCGUCGCGGAUACCCGGUGACGCUGCUGGAGCGGGAGCGCUUCCCACGGGAUCACGUGGGCGAGUCGCUGCUUCCCGCCAGCAUACCGAUCCUGAAAGAUCUGGGCGUGCUUGACGCAGUGCGGCGGGCCGGGUUCGUGGUGAAACGAGGCGCCACGAUGAUAUGGGGGGCGGACCGGAAACCGUGGAGUUGGUACUUCAGCGAGACCAAUGCUUCCAACCCGCAUUCGUACCAGGUGUGGAGGCCGGAGUUCGACGCCAUCCUGCUCGAUAAUGCGCGAAAAGCCGGUGUCGACGUGCGGGAAGGAUGUGCCGCCACCGAGGUGAUCUUCGACGACUCCGGGACAGCGGCAGCGGUGCGGUGCGGCGAUGAAGUCCUGCCGGCGCGAUAUGUCGUCGACGCCAGCGGACAGGGCGGACUGCUGGCGCGUCAAUUGGGCCUGCGGCAGUGGGACGAUUUCUUCCGGAACCUGGCGGUGUACGCUUACUAUCAAGGCGGGGACCGGCUCCGGUCACCGGAUGACGGCAACAUCCUGAUCGAGUCGCAGUCCAAUGGGUGGAUGUGGAACAUCCCGCUGCGGGAUGGAUGGUCGAGCGUCGGCGCCGUGGUGGACUCGGAAUCCGGUCAGGAGGGCAUCCGACGCCUGGGGGCGCGCGGGUUUCUGGAAGCGCAGAUCGCAGCGGCACCGCAAACGGCGCAGAUGCUGGAAAAGGCCCGGCUGGUGUCCGGACCGGAGAUAGUCCGGGACUGGUCGUACCGUUGCCGGUCACUCCACGGCCCGGGCUACAUCCUGGUGGGAGACGCCGGCUGCUUCAUCGAUCCGCUGUUUUCGUCCGGGGUGCACCUGGCUUUGACUUCGGCCACCCUGGCCGCGGCCGCGGUUGCAUCUUCGCUGUCCGACCCUGACAUGGCUGGCCCGGUGGGACAGGUGUACCAGCAGCUUUACUACAAGGAGUACGGGCAUUUUCGGGAGCUGGCCCGGUUGUUCUAUUCCAGCAACCGGACGGCGGAUUCGUACUUCUGGGAGGCGCGCCGACUGCUCGACGACGAUCCGUCUCUGACCCCGCGGCAAUCUUUCAUACAGGCGGUGGCGGGUCAACCACCGCGUGGAUAUGAGCGGGCAGUGCUGUCCCACGGCCUGGCGCCGGAGGCCUUCGGCCAAAGCGUGACCGACGUAGAGGCCGAACGGCGGCGGCGGCGCGAGCAUCCGCUGGCGGCUGAAUCGCGGCCGCUGCUGGCCGACGGGGUGAUGCUGCAACGUCAGCCGGUGCUGGCGGACGGCGACUUCGUCUGGGGCUACGGGUUGGUAACCGACGGACAUCCGGAGGGUCUCCCGUGCAGCGCGCUGAUAGCGCGACUGCUGCACGGGUUGGACGGCAGCGCGACGGUCGCGGAGGCGAUCAGCAAUCUGUGCCAGGGUUUGGAACCCGACGCUACAGAGCAG